UGUUAUCAUGGGACUGCUUUCAAGACUAAAAAAAGCAAUUGGUUUGGAGUGUGUACGAGAACCCUGUGUACACCCCAAAGACUCCCCCAUCAUGACGGAGAACCAUCAACCGGCGCCGGUUGGUGCUCUUGAGACCGAUGAAGGGAGAACGAGCUUCUGGAAGUGGGCCGCUCUUCACUUUCCUUCCCGCAGAAAGGGAACAUAUGACCUGGCCAAAGCCGAGGAGAAAUACGGGACAGAGGCGGAAACACAGUGGAGAGAUAGCGAUGAUCCAGCUCCUGAAGACCUCCUUGCUGCUGAGGAACAGCAGAAACACAGAGUCCUGGACAAGAACCAGAGUGAACUCUGUGUACAUCCCAAAGACGGCACCAUUACAUCAGAGAGCCGUCAUCCUCAUCUGUCUGUUAGUGCUGCUGAGAUUGAUGGAGGAAGAGAGGAGGAAGGGAGAGAGGAGGAGAAGAAGAAGAAGAAGAAGUUCUGGAAGUGGCCUGCUCUUCACUUUCCUUGCAGUGGAGCUGGAACAUAUGAUCUGGCCGAAGUGGAAGAGAAAUACUGGACAGAGGCGGGAACGCACUGGAGAGAUAGCGAUGUGUCCCAAAAACACUGCUGUAAUUAUCACACCAAACACUAUAAAAUCCAGCUCCUGAAGACCUCCUUGCUGCUGAGGAACAGCAGAAACACAGAGUCCUGGACAAGAACCAGAGUGAACUCUGUGUACAUCCCAAAGACGGCACCAUUACAUCAGAGAGCCGUCAUCCUCAUCUGUCUGUUAGUGCUGCUGAGAUUGAUGGAGGAAGAGAGGAGGAAGGGAGAGAGGAGGAGAAGAAGAAGAAGUUCUGGAAGUGGCCUGCUCUUCACUUUCCUUGCAGUGGAGCUGGAACAUAUGAUCUGGCCGAAGUGGAAGAGAAAUACUGGACAGAGGCGGGAACGCACUGGAGAGAUAGCGAUGACCAAAGUGUACACGAGCACUGCGUACAACCCAAAGACUCCCCCACAAGGUCUGAAGAGACGCCUGUUAGUGCUGUUGAGAACGAUGGAGGGAGAACCGAGGCAGGGAGAGAGGAAGUCCUCCUCACUUCUGAGGAACAGCUCGUGCAGGACAUCCUGGACAGGGGUAAGAAGAAGAAAUCUGUGA
Messenger RNA from Carassius carassius (crucian carp), 1135 nucleotides. RefSeq lists its product as uncharacterized. The record is from RefSeq and is a predicted model, not a curated record. The transcript is spliced from 7 exons. Bases 8 to 1135 code for a protein of 375 amino acids. Lineage: Eukaryota; Metazoa; Chordata; Actinopteri; Cypriniformes; Cyprinidae.